AUGUCCCAUCUUCCACCCUCUGUGCUUGCGCAGGCCCUACUGAACCCCCCGUCACCCGCAAAGCCCCCUCCGCCGCUCCCCUUCGGCGCCCUCCUCUCUCGCACCCUCCCCCACUACAGCGGCGUCUACCAGGUCGGCGUCAUCGACGUCGAGGUCCCCGUUGCCCGUCAGACCUUCGGCAACUUCAUCCACCACAACCUCAAGCGACACCAUGCCGAGAACGACCCCACCCUCAAAGGCCAGCGCGGCCUCGUCAUGGACACCGUUAUGUUCAGUCUCUUCUACCCCGCCGACGCGCACCAGGGCGACCGCAAGCAGGACAGGGUGGUGUGGUUCCCGAGACUCGGCCAGACGAUCGACGGCUUCCUCCAGAUGGCGAAGCGCACGCCCAACAACUGGUACCGUGCCUUCACAUACCCCAUCGCAGCCGCCGCCAUCUGGGGCACGACCUUCCCCGCGCACAAAGACGCGCCGCUCCUCCGCCCGCCCCCUGCAAACCCACCCGAACCCGCAGACAGCAACACCGCCAACCCACCGACGGCCGAGAACCGCGGGAAAUGGCCCCUCGUCAUCUUCAGCCACGGCGUCGGCUGCUCCCGCCUCAUGUACUCGCAGAUCUGUGGCGAGCUCGCGAGCCGCGGGUAUGUCGUUGCCGCGCUCGAGCAUCGCGACGGCACGAGCCCGAGCAGCAAGAUCACCGACGACAAGGGGAACACGAAGAACGUCGACUGGCUGCAGUGGUCGGACUUGGAGUGGCCGGAUCUGGAGACUCAGCCGACAGACGACACCUUCUUGAGGGGUGUCCAACUGGACUUGCGCGCGGCGGAGAUACAUGAGACGAUACGCGCCGUCAGUCAGAUGACUACGGGACGCGAUAUCAUACGGUAUUCGGACCCGGUGCAGGCACCAGGUGUGACGACUGAGCAGAGCUUUGACUGGAAACGCUGGGAGAGCGCUGUGGACUACGAGACACCGGUCAUGGCGGGGCACAGUCUAGGAGGGACGGCCGCGUACCUCGUAGUGUCGGCGCGGAAUGAGGUCAACUUUGAUGGCAUCAUCGUCUUCGACCCCGCCACCCAGCGUGUCGCGCCAUGGCAAGGAACGAUCCCACACCCACUGCUAGUCGUCAACUCCGAAGAGUUCGCCGUCGGGCGCGAAUACGCUAUCUUCAAAGAGCAAGUCGCGCGCACCGUGAAGGACCCGCCCCGGGUCUACACCAUCCCUGGAGCGACACAUCCGUCGUUCUCGGACGUCUUCCUCAUCCUCCCGCAGCGGAUCAACGAGCUUACGGGCUUGAAGGUCUCCGCGGAGAAGGUAAUCGAGCUCGCGCUCGACGCAGUGGGAGACUUUCUGCGAGGCGAGGGACACAAGACUGUGAAGCGCGCGAUGGUCGGAUGUCACGGGAACCAAGGCAAGGGUGCGCGGGUCACCGCGACUCAACGCGACACCCAGAAAGGGGAGAAGGCCACGCAGGCGUGGGAGGAGGAGAAGACGCGGCUGGCUGCGGGGCAAGAGGCGGUCGGGCAGGGGGGCACGGCGUGGCAGGGCUUGGUGGGGAAGGGCACGCUGAAGGCGGACGCGCUCAUGGCGGAGGGGACGGUGAGGGGGCAGAAUCCGGCGGGCGAGAAUGUAGACGGGGAUGGGCUGCCGAGGAGGCCGGUGGGGAAGGCGGGGGAGCUGGUGUGGCAUCCGUACCAUUAG
Fomitopsis serialis is the source of this 1701-nucleotide messenger RNA. Its product is annotated as platelet-activating factor acetylhydrolase, isoform II-domain-containing protein. The transcript is spliced from 7 exons. Bases 1 to 1701 code for a protein of 566 amino acids. NCBI's taxonomy places the organism in Eukaryota, Fungi, Basidiomycota, Agaricomycetes, Polyporales, Fomitopsidaceae. The record is from RefSeq and is a predicted model, not a curated record. Gene Ontology annotation, molecular function: 1-alkyl-2-acetylglycerophosphocholine esterase activity.